This is a messenger RNA of Naegleria fowleri, 1608 nucleotides long. RefSeq lists its product as uncharacterized. The transcript has a single exon. NCBI's taxonomy places the organism in Eukaryota, Heterolobosea, Eutetramitea, Acrasida, Naegleriidae. The record is from RefSeq and is a predicted model, not a curated record. The coding region runs from base 1 to 1608 and encodes 535 amino acids.
AUGAUUCCACCACAAACACAGAAUUCAUCCAUCUCCUCCUCUUCCACAAUAACUAAAAUCACUGUAAAUUCUCCUCAGUACAUUCCCAUUCCAAGUUAUACCCAGUACCAUCCCGAAGAACAAUUCCGAGAGGGAUGGUAUCAAGAAAAAUCGGAAGCCUUUCUUGAUGAUUAUUAUUUGGAUGUUUGGAAUGAAUUUGGAAAUAAAACAUUGAGUAAGAGAAAUUUCAUGGUGGAUGAUGUCUUUCUUGUUCAGAUACCUCUUGAGAAUAGAAAUAAGAUCAUUGUACCAUCCAUUCAGAAGAGUAGUGCGGAUAAUGUACAAGUUUCAUCCUUAUGGGAAUCGAUUGGACGUUCCGGACAUGUAGGUCAUCAUGGCAAUCAAUUUAGAUACAUUGAUUUCGGAGGUCGUUACAGUAGAGAGUUUUUAAUGUUGGACGAGAGAAAUUCCUAUGUAUGGUUUGAAUAUUUUGAUAAUCAUUCCAUGUUUAUGGAUCUUCGGGAUUAUCAAACCUUUUACAAUUUUGCAACAACGAACAUUGGUAUUGAAAAUUAUAGAGCCCAUCCGAAUAAUAUGAUAUAUUUCAGAAAAGGAAAUUCAUUGUAUGGUUAUGAUGUAGUUAAUCGAUUUAUGGUAUCUCUGACUGAUUCGAACCAUGGAGUGGAUUUUCACUAUUGCUUAUAUGAAGGUGAAUACUUGACCUAUAUGUAUCCAUAUACGGAUGUUAAUUUCUUUGGAUUUUUCACAUCAUUGGGAAGAUUUAUGUUUCCAUCAGGUGACAAGAUAUUCAUUCUUGAUACGUUUGAAUAUGAACCGUUUUAUGCGCAAUCUUGGAUGGCUCAUGAUUCAGGAUUCACAUUAUUUUAUAUCAUUAGUCAUCAAGGUUAUUUAUUCCGAUUGGAAAAGCAUGGAAAUAAUAUUUCAAUUGUGAGAGAAGAAUCUGUGAGAGAUCGUCUCUCGUACAUGACAAAGCUACACAAAGGAACGUGUUUGUUUAAAACAAAAAGCGGAGAAUGGAUAUUUAACAGUAAGGCUGCAAAAGGUAAUUCAUUUCCCUUCCUCAAAUCGAAACAAACCUUUGGACGACUAGAAAAUCUUCACAUAUUACUUGGAUUAAAAGAGAAGGAACGUCGAAAAACAAAAAACAACGUAAUAAGAGGCCACAACAUAACAUUGGAAGAAAAUACACUUCCACUCUGCAUUGACAUCAGUGGUGAUGAAGAAAAUGUCAUUGGAUUUUUAAUGGAAGAUUAUUCGUUCUAUGUAUCGAAUUUUGCAGACUCGAAGAAGAAACAAUUGAAAUUUACUUUUACAAAAAUUGAUGUCUUUCAGUAUUUGACUUCGUUUGGGCUCACGAGACAUCAACUGACAAAACCGAGUACUUCAUUUGAGCAAAGACAGGUGAACAUUUAUUUGACUGGUACAAGUUUGAGAAAUAUCUCAAUUAGAGUGUACGUAGAAAGACGAUCCACAAUAACCAAUGAGUUACUGAGCUUUUUCGAAAAAUUGCAUAACCGAUUGAUAGAGUGUACUCUGCAGCAAGAAACUUCAAAUAUUCCCCCUUUGUGUGAUAUCGUGCUUACCACUUUUGAAGGAAAGGAAUGUUGA